CACGUAGGCAUGCAUGUGAGUGAAAGAUGAGAGUGAGAGAGAUACGCAAAUCUUGAAACUGAAUCACCGUAACGAACCCAAAAUCAUCAAGAUCUUGUUAAUUUCCCCAAGAAUUGCUGCCAAAUCAAGAAAAAAAGAUGAAUAGAAGGCAGCAAAGGGCAUUCAAAGUGUUGUUUUGGAUUAUGGGAAUCUGUCUAACAUGUUAUCUUGCAGGACCACCUUUGUUAUGGACUCUCCACGACACCUUCAGUUCUGAUUCUUCUUCUUCUUGUCCUCCUUGUCAUUGUGAUUGUUCUCUUCAAUCCCUUCUUUCCAUCCCAGAAGGAUUGGGCAACAAUUCUAUUUUAGAAUGCAUGAGGCAGGAUCCAGAGGUGAGUGAAGAAGCAGGGAAGAGUUUUACAGAUCUUUUGUCUGAAGAGUUAAAGCAAAAAGAAAGUGAAGCUGAAGAAAAGCAAAGACGUGCUGAUAUAUUACUGUUAGAGUCUAAGAAAGUAGCUUCACAGUAUCAAAAGGAAGCUGAUAAAUGCAAUUCAGGAAUGGAGACAUGUGAGGAAGCUAGGGAAAGAGCUGAAACGACACUUGAAAAUCAGAUGAAAGAAACUGCUUUGUGGGAACUUAGAGCUCGCCAAAGAGGAUGGAAACCUUCAGGAAAGAAAGCUCUAGCCCGGUUUUGAACAUUGAGUACAAAUGUUAUUAUCUCAAUUGUUUCUCAGUACUUGAUUAUUUCUUGCAUUCAUUGAUUUUUUAUUUUGCGGCACUUGAUAUAUUGUUUAAUGAGAAAUAAAUACAUAAGAUUCUUUUUUGGUUUCA
Messenger RNA from Lathyrus oleraceus (garden pea), 810 nucleotides. RefSeq lists its product as uncharacterized. The coding region runs from base 138 to 674 and encodes 178 amino acids. The record is from RefSeq and is a predicted model, not a curated record. NCBI's taxonomy places the organism in Eukaryota, Viridiplantae, Streptophyta, Magnoliopsida, Fabales, Fabaceae. The transcript is spliced from 3 exons.